Messenger RNA from Ostertagia ostertagi, 1032 nucleotides. NCBI's taxonomy places the organism in Eukaryota, Metazoa, Nematoda, Chromadorea, Rhabditida, Trichostrongylidae. The record is from the annotation of a GenBank genome assembly.
AUGUCUUCCACUAAUGGAUGUAAUCGAAAUUUCGAAAAUGUGGAUUGUGGCGACGAAGUGAGGGACAAGCGGGGCAUCGCCCUUCAAAGACGUCAUGAGGAACAGAAUCGCGACAUGGAUAGCCCUCUAGGUCACCUGGAUCCAUCCAGAAUCACCCAUAUGGUUGUUGAUCGAGUUGGUCUUGCUGGUUCGGUCGUACAUCCGAAUAAUGAUCGUUUUUUGGUCCCAGGGCCACCUCAACAGCAGUGGCCUCGUUCAUCACCAGCUGCUAGUCCAUCCAUUAUGUCUCCACCAUCUAAAGUCAUGGACGGUUGUGGACAAAUGCAGCCGCGUAUGGGUACACCGACAAAUAUGCACGUGCAACAAGGUACCAUUGGGAGUCCAUCGGUCUGCAGUGCACCAAUGACACCCCAGCAACAGCAGCAACAACAAGGAAUUAUGCAAGGGCAACCGACUCCAACAGAACACUUUGAUCCGAGCGGAGGAUUCUCUUCACAGCAACAACAAAUACCGCAUGGGUAUCCACAAGGCAUUGCAGGAAGCUCAGGUGCUGUACAAAUCCAGCAACAAAUGAUGGUCGGUGGCACCGGUGGUCAAGGCGAUAGCCAAGGAAUGUAUGCUCGUCAACAGCAAAUGAUGGUACAACAGCAACAGCAGCAAAUGAUCAGUCAACAGCAGGCGCAACAGCAACAGAUGAUGAGUCAACAGCAACCCAUGAUGGGUCAGCAGAUGAUGGUACCGCAACAAAUGGGCAUAUAUGAUGGGUGGCAAUCCUCAGCAAUUUUAUCAGCAACAAGAUCCACAAGCGCAGUGGACGCAGCAGCAACAACGGUUCUCCUUGGUGACAAUAGCACGAUGCAGAUGCUCGAGCAUGAAAAUUUUGACGCAGGUAUUACCGAGAUGAUCGACCCAUGCGGCUUCGGUAUUUUCUCUAAGAUCGGCAUUGAUCAUAUGAUUGCGACAUCUGCCUUGGGAAUUAUGGAUUCGAUGGGCGAGUUCUACGAUGUGCCAAAAUUACCCAGCAUUGUACCU